Molecule: messenger RNA, 1020 nt
Organism: Macrobrachium nipponense
Lineage: Eukaryota; Metazoa; Arthropoda; Malacostraca; Decapoda; Palaemonidae
Gene: SsRbeta
Product: translocon-associated protein subunit beta-like
Exons: 5
Coding region: 157-726 (189 amino acids)
Cellular component (GO): endoplasmic reticulum; membrane
Source: RefSeq, a predicted model, not a curated record
UCAGCCGAGUUGCCUUAUUUUGACAACUGUGCGGCCGUGUGGCAGCUGCCAGACACUCACUCAGCAGUCGUCUUCCGACGGUCAGAGAGAAAGUUCCCAGUAGGAACAACGUGAUCGUACUACCGGCUGUUCCGUUUUCCGUCUCGCUCCGUCACAAUGCUGCAAUUCUGUAUCCUUGGUUUAGUUUUGGUUGGGUGCGUUUUAUCCGAGGGUGAAGAGCGAGCCAGGUUAUUAGCAGCGAAAAGGGUUCACAACCUUUAUUUAGUGGAGGGCAGAGAUAUUGUUGUACAGUACUCUGUGCACAAUGUUGGACAGGCAGCUGCUAUUAAUGUUCAGCUCACAGACUCCGGUUUCAGCACUGAGGACUUUGAUAUAGCUGGUGGCCAGUUGCAAGUGAAAUUUGACCGAAUUGCUCCCAAUGCCAAUGUUUCACACACUGUUGUUGUGAAGCCUAAGAAGUAUGGAUACUUUAAUUUCACUGCUGCUGAGGUAUCAUACCAACCAUCAGAGGACUCUGCUGAGAUACAGAUUGGCUAUACAUCUGAACCUGGUGAGGGUGGCAUCAUUGCCUUCAGGGAUUAUGACAGGAAAUUCUCUCCUCAUGUUUUUGAUUGGCUGAUCUUUGCUCUGCUCAUGAUUCCUGCCCUGUUUGUUCCCUUCUUGAUGUGGUUUAACAUCAAAUCAAAAUACACAAUCAACUCCCGCAGCAAGAGAAAGGCUGAUUAAGGUCUAGGAGUGUAUUUAAAAUUUAAAUUGUGCAACUCCAGUGCAUCACAAGUUGUCAUUGUAAUUAAUUUACAGUAUUCAUUGGGAUUGUACAAACAUUCCAUGAGGGAACCUGUUCAUAGUGAAAGCUUCAGGUGUUUUAAAGAUGUUUGUGGUAUCUAUUGUAUAGAUACAGUCAUGAAUGCAUGAAUUGAUGAUUGCUAUUUCUGGACACUCGAAUGGUACAAGCCUUUGUAUGUCUCUCUAAGUUGUUGAAAGUGGUAAGUUUGAUAGUGCUAAUAAAUUUUUUAUUAA